Cimex lectularius (bed bug) is the source of this 1124-nucleotide messenger RNA. RefSeq lists its product as uncharacterized. The transcript is spliced from 5 exons. The coding region runs from base 428 to 892 and encodes 154 amino acids. Lineage: Eukaryota; Metazoa; Arthropoda; Insecta; Hemiptera; Cimicidae. The record is from RefSeq and is a predicted model, not a curated record.
UCCCAUAUGAUUUUAAGAAUAACAAUGUGCGUUUAUCAAAUGGAUUUUUCAUGGAUUUAGCAUGCUAGGACCCUGGAUUCGGGGGGAGGAUACAGCCGGUAUGAAAACGUGUUUGAUGGGGCCGCUCCUCACCCUUGUAUUCACAAGUACGUUGCUUUUCUACAAAAUUUGCACAACCAGAUUUUUUAUGUAAUCUGUUAUAAUUAAGUUUAUGAACGAUCAAGCAUAUCCUAACAAAACUGUUGGAUAAUAAGGAAAGCUAUUGAAUAAAGGAAUGAAGUCACAUUUUUAUGAAUUUACUAAACUUAUUUAUUUUCUAAAUGUCAUAAAUCAUAUCAAUACAAGGAGAAAUGGCACCCAAACAUAACUUUGAAGAAAGAUAACUAGUUGAGGUACAAAAACAACAUAAACUACAUUAAACAGCAAAAUGACAACUGUACAGAGAACUUCAAAGCAAAUUCCAAACUCCAUUGAGAUAGAGACCAACUUAGAACAAAAACCACAGCCAUUAAAACCAAUAUUAAAAUUUCGCAAAGGAAAAGAUCUAUGUCUUCAUAGAAAAUUUGUGCCUGAACGAGUCGAUCGUCAUGCUAUGACCCAUGAAGAAUAUGCUAAUUUUCUUGCACAGCCAAAAUGGUCCAGGUCACCAUGGUUCAUGUACCAGAAAAAACAAGAAGAUCCAGAAUAUCAGAGGAAGAAACUUAAGAAAGUAUACUGCAAAUUUAUAGAAAACGGAGAAUCUUAUGGUGUUAAAGAGUCGCGUACACAGAAAUAUACAACUGACAGGAGUAAAAUUUUUUUCCUAAUGAAAGCGAUCAAGUAUGUGCCAUCGGCAAAGGGUAAAAAAAAGAAAAAAUCGCUAUCCAAUAAAUCAGGGACAUUAGCAUUAUGAAACUGUAGUCUGUGGUACUUUCUCCUCAUUCUUGAUGUUCAUUAGGUUCAUGUAUGUAUUAAAUAAGCAUAAUUGUUUCAAUUUUUUAAACAAGUAAUUGUUAACCCUCCUUUACCACGGAGGUAUUAGAUUACUCAUAUACUACUCUUGGGUCGGGUCUGACCGCCAUAUUUUUGAACCAUUUUUUCCCAAAAAAAACUUUGAAGACGUAGAAAAUGGAUACUAAUGUUUC